AUGGACUCGAUGAACCGAUCAGUUUGCAAGUUUAUUCUAUUUUCAUUUUGCAUCUAUCACGUCUCCGCCGAGUCGAAUAUUAGAAAUCAAUCAAUUUUGGAAAUAGAGACGUCUAGAGAAAACCUCGGAAUAGCUACAAUCACGCCGUUAGCUAGACAAAGCAGGACGUAUAGACAAAGUAAUAGAAGAGGUAAUACCGACUACCAAGACGAUCAGCACGAUUACAACAAUGACGAUAUGAACGAUGACGAGAACGAUCACAGCCACAUGAAGGCGAUAAGUCAACCUAAGGUUGAUUAUUGGGCCGGCUAUUACGACUUUCUAAUAAACGAAGGAAGCUACAAAUUCUGGGCUGUUUUCCAGCUCGCAACUGCGGCUCUGCUAAUCUACAGCGGCUUCGCGGCACUAUAUUAUGCCAAAGUGAAUCCGCCAACCACGGAUGAUUAUUUCGACGAUAUAUUUCGUCGGCGAAAACGCCGCUCAUUUCCACCCGCAGCACGCGACAAGCCCUUCGCCGGAUUCGACGCCAUCACGUUUCAAAGGAUAAUCGAAGCCGCCAUCAACACUGAACAAACGUAUUAA
Linepithema humile (Argentine ant) is the source of this 582-nucleotide messenger RNA. RefSeq lists its product as uncharacterized. Lineage: Eukaryota; Metazoa; Arthropoda; Insecta; Hymenoptera; Formicidae. The record is from RefSeq and is a predicted model, not a curated record.